Molecule: messenger RNA, 1590 nt
Organism: Rotaria sp. Silwood2
Lineage: Eukaryota; Metazoa; Rotifera; Eurotatoria; Philodinida; Philodinidae
Source: the annotation of a GenBank genome assembly
AUGGAUUGUAAAGAAUGGGCCUGUAACAAUAUAUAUACGCGAUGGGAUGGAAAAUGGAAUUGUCCGAAUGCAGCUGAUGAAGCGAUUUGUUCUGCUAAUCCAUGCUAUCCCGAUGGUCAUCUCUGCAUGUCACCGCACAGUAACAAUUUCACCUGUUUAUCUCUUGCUCGAAUUAAUGAUGGCCAUAUUGAUUGUAUAGGUGGCUACGAUGAGCAAUAUCGUUGUGGAAUUAAAUUAGGAUCCAAUCUGGAUAAAAAUUGUCGAUGUUUCAAUGAAACAAAUUGUAUUCAUAUUUAUCGAAUGUGUGAUUUAAACAUAGAUCACUGUUCUUCGAGCUAUGAUCGCGAUCUACGGUGUAUAAAAAACUCAAAUUCAUCAGCUUUGACAAACAAUAUCACCUUACGUCAAAGACCACGAAAUGCAAAUGAAAAAUCUUAUUGGAUUCAUCUAUCUUCGAGCCUUAGAAGAGAGCCUUAUGUCUAUUUCACCUUGAAAAAUCAUUUCGUCUAUUCUUCUGUUGAGAGCAUUACCAAUCACAACAAGUCGAGCGCAAUUACAACUGUACACAAUUUUUAUCCUAAUCACAAAGCUAAGAAGUUCUGUUGUGAAUAUAUAAACUCUUUGAUAAGCCAGAUUUGCAAUCGUGGAGUUCCUGUCUAUCAAAAUAAUUUAAAUGAAACCUCCUGCUUAUGUCCACCAGCCUAUUUCAGACAUCGAUGUCAAUAUCAAAGUGAACGAGUUGGUGUCACAUUACAAUUUGGAGUAAUUCAAUGCCGAACAGUAUUUACUUUUGUGAUCAUGCCUAUUGACGGGAAUACAACUAUUCAUUCGUCAGAACAAGUUGAUUAUUUGUCCGUACGUGAUUGUCGAAAAAAAUUUGACGUGUAUCUUCUCUAUUCAUCCCGACCAAAACAUAUCAAUCAAACAUUUUAUCUACGCAUCGAUAUCUAUGAUAAAGACAAAAUGGAAUAUUAUUUCUCAAUGUUCUAUCUUAUUCUAUAUUCAUUCUUACCAGUACAUCGUCUUUCAUUACAAAUCAAUGUUUCAAUGUUAGAUGUUACAGCCAAAUUGACGAUAUGUCCUCUGAAAUGUCUACAUGGAAGAUGUCAACGUUUUCUAAAUGUCGAUCAAUACUUCUGUCAAUGUUCUGAUGGCUAUUCUGAAGCUUUGUGUACAGUGAAGAAUGCAUGUUCCUGUUCAUCGGAUUCAAUCUGUGUUGGAGUUGUCAACAAUCGAUCAAUAUGCAUUUGUCCUCUUGAUAAAUUCGGACCGCGUUGUUAUCUAAAAAGAACAAUAUGCCUUUUCAACAACUGUUCGCAUGAUGGUCAAUGUAUUGCUCUUGAUGUAAAGUAUUCAGAAACAGAAUAUUUUUGUCUUUGUUCUCAAAGUUACAUGGGCUUAAGAUGUGAUGAUUCAUUAAGAAAAAUUGAAUUUCAUUUUGCUACAACAAUAGCCAUCCCACAAUCGAUUCUAAUUCAUUUUAUUUAUGUUCCAUCGAAGCCCAACUCUAAUUCUUCACUACCUCCUCCCGAUCCAAUACGAAGUACUCUUAUUUCAAAAUGGCUACUAUUUAAGUGGUCAGUAGAAUAA